Molecule: messenger RNA, 354 nt
Organism: Ilex paraguariensis (yerba mate)
Lineage: Eukaryota; Viridiplantae; Streptophyta; Magnoliopsida; Aquifoliales; Aquifoliaceae
Source: the annotation of a GenBank genome assembly
AUGCUCAUGUGNGGAGCUUCCAAAGGGAGUACUGGACUUUCUGGGGGUGGAAUGGUUGUGAGGAAUGCUCAUGUGCAUAUUGUAGUUGCAGCUGCUGCAUUUUAUGGCUCAGGUUCUAACAUGAGGGCUGAAUGUAAUGCUUUUCUUGAUGGAGUAAAAAUGAUCUUGAGCAAUAAUUUGGAGGGUUUCAGUUCUGACUCACAAGUGUUGGUUCAAAUGGUGUUGGGCCAAACUGAAGUACCACGGAGAUUGAGAGAUGCAAUGGAGCAGAUUUGGAGGAUCCUUGGAAAAUUAAGAAAUGUUGAGUUUUCUGGAAAUGAUAUGUUGCCUCUUGCUGGAAGAAUGCUGUUAUAG